This is a messenger RNA of Trichosurus vulpecula (common brushtail), 4575 nucleotides long. RefSeq names its product adhesion G protein-coupled receptor G6 (gene ADGRG6). The record is from RefSeq and is a predicted model, not a curated record. Gene Ontology annotation, molecular function: G protein-coupled receptor activity; laminin binding. Gene Ontology annotation, cellular component: membrane. Gene Ontology annotation, biological process: cell surface receptor signaling pathway; heart trabecula formation; myelination in peripheral nervous system. Lineage: Eukaryota; Metazoa; Chordata; Mammalia; Diprotodontia; Phalangeridae.
AUGUUUUACACAAGUCGAAUGUGGAGCUGUCAUUGGAAAUGGAAGCUGCAGCCUCUUCUGGCCCUUCUUACUAUAUAUGCUGUUUGUGUGCAUCAUUCAGUUUGGGGGUGUGCCAACUGCAGGGUGACGCUCUCCAGCCCUUCUGGGACUUUUACCUCUCCGUGCUACCCCAACGAAUACCCAAACAGCCAGGUUUGCAUGUGGACACUCCGAGCUCCAACUGGAUACAUCAUUCAGAUAACAUUUAAUGAUUUUGAUAUUGAAGAAGCUCCCAAUUGCAUUUAUGAUUCAUUAUCCCUUGACAAUGGAGAAAGCCAGAAUAAAUAUUGUGGAGCAACUGCCAAAGGUUUAUCAUUUAACUCAAGUGCGAAUGAGAUGCAUGUGUCCUUUUCAAGUGAUUUUAGCAUCCAGAAGAAAGGCUUCAAUGCCAGCUAUAUCAGAGUUGCUGUGUCCCUGAGGAAUCAGAAAGUCAUUAUUCCCCAGACCACAGAUGCUAACCGGGUGUCUGUUGCAAAACUGUCUCGUCCAGAACUCAGUGCAUUCACUGUGUGCUUCGAAGCAACGAAAAUUGGCAAUGAAGACAAUGAUUGGAUAGCUUUCUCCUACUCAGAUGCUUUAUCAACACAAUUAUUGAGCUUUGAGGCCAAAACAGGGUACUUCCUCUCUAUCUCUGGUGUGGAAUGCUUGCUAAACAAGGUGUUAUCGGUAGUCAAGGAAGACAUUUUCACAGAAAACUUUGAACAACUGUGCCUAACUUGGAAUAUCUUAGGCUCUGUCAGCGUGAAUUUCAAAAGGAGUUAUGAAACAGUUAUAUGCAAUUCUACCAUUAGCAAGGUUAUUCCUGGGAAUGGGAAAUUGCUGCUGGGCUCCAACCAAAAUGAAAUAGCCUCUUUAAAAGGGGACAUUUACAACUUUCGUCUUUGGAAUUUUACCAUGAAUUCCAAAACUCUGUCCAACCUCAGCUGUAAUGUGAAAGGGAACGUUGUCGACUGGCAAAAUGAUUUUUGGAAUAUCCCGACCUCAGUUCUGAAAGCUGAAAACAACCUAAGUUGUGGUUCAUACCUGAUUCCACUGCCAGCAUCAGAACUCACUAGCUGUGCAGAACUGGGAACUCUUUGUCAAGAUGGCAUAAUUUACCGGAUUUCGAUGAUUAUUCAAAACAUUCUACGUCAACCUGAGGUGAAAGUACAGAGCAAGGUUGCAGAAUGGCUCAACUCUACUUUUCAAAAUUGGAAUUAUACAGUCUAUGUGGUCAAUAUCAGUCUUCAUCUGAACACUGGAGAAGAGAGGAUAAAAGUCAAAAGAAGUAUUGAAGAUGAUCAAAGGUUGAUGAUUUUGGCCCUUUUAGUUACUAACAGUGUCAGCUUGGAAGUCCAACACAUUCAGCAGAAACUCAUAGAAAGGAAUGAAUCUUUAGGUGAUGGCUUGAGGUUAUACACUGUCAGUGUGAAGCAAAUUGGCACAUGUCCAGAAAAUGAACAACCUGAAGGCUAUAAAUGGUUAACCACAAAACCAGCUGUCCAGAUUCAUCGAUGUAAAGGGAAACCUGGCUAUUUUGCAUCACGAACUUGCCACCAGGAUACCACAAACAAAACCUACUGGGGACCUCCUGAUUUAACAAAUUGUACUGGAAUAACGAAUGAAAUAGCUAAUGAGCUUCUAAAUUUCACUAGUGAAGGACAGACCCUCACCUCAGCCAACAUAACCAGUAUUGUGGAGUACCUCAAAAAAAUUGUGAAUAAUGAAGAAAACAUUGAUAUAACUUUAGGCUCAACUGUAAUGACCAUAUUUUCCAAUAUCUUAACUAGUUCAGACAAUGAUUUGCUGGAAUCUUCUUCUGAGGCUUUAAAAACAAUUGAUGAGUUGGCUUUUAAGAUAAAGCUAACUAACGAAGUACCUGUGAACAUUACAACUCGAAAUCUGGCUCUUGGGGUGUCAUCUCUGACCCCAGAGACAUAUGAAGGCUCAACUUUCAGUAUUGGUCUCCCAAAUAGUAAUGAUUCAUAUUUCCAGAUGGAUUUUGAGGCAGGUCAAGUGAAUUCUUUGGCUUCUGUCAUUUUGCCUCGAAGUUUACUUAUGAAUUUAAGUAAGGAAGAAUCUGAAUUGGUUAAAAGAGCUCAAUUUACUUUCUUCAACAAAACUGGACUUUUUCAGGAUGUAGAAACUCAACGAGACAAACUGGUGAGCUAUGUGAUGGCGUGCAGUAUUGGAAACAUUAGUAUCCGGGAUCUUCAGGAACCUGUCCAGGUUAUAAUCAAACAUACACGAAACCAGGUACUCCAUCCCAUCUGUGUGUUCUGGGAUUUGAAUAAAAACAAAGGUUUUGGUGGCUGGAACACAUCAGGCUGUGUUGCACACAAAGAUUCAAAUGAAAGUGAGACAGUGUGCUUGUGUAACCACCUCACUCACUUCGGGGUUCUCAUGGACCUUCAAGGAACUGCUUCACAGGUAGAUACCCGAAACACUAAAGUCCUGACCUUUAUUACCUAUAUUGGCUGUGGAGUUUCUGCCAUAUUUUCAGCUGCAACUCUCCUAACAUAUGUUGCUUUUGAAAAACUACGGAGGGAUUAUCCCUCCAAAAUCUUGAUGAAUCUUAGUACUGCCCUAUUGUUUCUAAAUUUAAUAUUCCUCCUUGAUGGUUGGAUCACCUCUUUUGACAUUGAUGGACUCUGUGUAGCUGUUGCAGCCCUUUUGCAUUUUUUCCUUCUGGCAACCUUCACGUGGAUGGGAUUAGAGGCAGUUCACAUGUACAUUGCUCUGGUUAAAGUAUUCAAUACUUACAUUCGCCGGUACAUAUUGAAAUUCUGCAUCAUUGGCUGGGGUUUGCCUGCUCUGGUGGUAACAGUUGUUCUAGCAAGUAGAAAUACAAAUGCAAAUGAAAUAUAUGGAAAAGGAAGUUAUGGCCAAGAUGUCAAGGGACAAGGCAGUGAGUUCUGUUGGAUCCAGGAUCCAGUGGUGUUUUAUGUGACCUGUGCUGGUUAUUUCGGAGUCAUGUUUCUCUUGAAUGUUGCUAUGUUCAUUGUGGUAAUGGUGCAGAUCUGUGGGAGGAAUGGGAAAAGGAGCAACAGGACCCUUCGAGAAGAGAUUCUGAGGAACCUCCGGAGUGUGGUUAGCCUCACCUUUCUGUUAGGCAUGACGUGGGGCUUUGCCUUCUUUGCUUGGGGACCCUUAAACGUUGCUUUCAUGUACCUCUUCUCCAUCUUCAAUUCAUUACAAGGAUUAUUUAUAUUUGUAUUCCACUGUGCUAUGAAAGAGAAUGUUCAGAAACAAUGGAGAAGACAUCUGUGCUGUGGAAGAUUUCGUUUGGCAGACAACUCAGACUGGAGUAAGACAGCCACUAAUAUCAUCAAGAAAAGUUCAGAUAAUCUGGGGAAGUCAUUGUCAUCAAGCUCCAUUGGCUCCAACUCGACCUACCUUACAUCCAAAUCUAAAUCCAAUUCCACUACAUACUUCAAAAGAAACAGCCAUCCUGAGAGUGUUUUUGUGGACAAAUCCUCAUCAAAGCUUACCCAUCUGGAUGGAGAACAGACAUCAAUCAUCCCUGUCCAUCAGGUCAUUGACAAGGUCAAGGGUUACUGCAGUGCUCACUCUGACAACUUCUACAAAAACAUCAUCAUGUCAGACACUUUUGGCCACAGCACAAAGUUUUAAUUGGGUUUUGUUAAAAUAAUAGAAAUCAGCUCCAAAUAGAAACCUACAAGCAAAGCAAAGAGGACUGCCAGAUGUAAAUGUGCCAUUACCUAGGUAACACUAUACAUUGGAAAGAUAUGUUUUUUUUUUUAAAUUACAAAUACUAUUGUGAAAUUUACAAUGGAACUCAUCUGUGCCUUUCCCCCAUGUUGGAAUCUUCCACCAUCCCCUAAACCUCAGCUCUCUGACAGCAACAUGACUCAGUAGCCACAGGGUACAUUAUGUAUUUUUAUAGCUGAAUCACACCAAUCAGAACUGAAGAAUAUUUAAAAGCCAAAGGACAAGGAAAAAAACAGGAGUCAAAAAUUGAUCCCAAUAGAGAACUUGUACUGAUGGUGAGUUGUUUUGGACAUCAUCGUUUGCUACAUAUUCUUCCUCUACAUUGAAGGGAACAUGAAUUUUCAUCACCAUAUGUGGCUUUAUCUCUCUAAGCCCUCCCCCAGUACUCAUUCCCUAUUUCCUUUGUGCCUGGCUUGUAGGUGAAAUUUCAAGCAGAUAAAAAUAUAAUUUUAAUUCUCUGAUCCAAAGAUUACAAAGGAGCAUUUAUUAGUUUAUUUUUAACUACAUCAAAGCUGAUUGUUUAACACUUUAGUUUCUUAAGUGAGAGUACAUUUUCACCAACAUCUAUACCCUUAUCAACAUCACGCUAAAUUUCUGCGAUGUUUCACAGUUUCUGUACAUGUAAUAUAUAAACAACCAUCAGACAAUAUAAUGUAAGCAUUGCAAAUUAAAGACAUAUCAGGGUUCACAUUUUUACCAGUACAUUCCUCCUAGAGGGUACCAAACAGCUCAAUUAAGACACCUUUUUCUCCCUUUUAAAUUAUAAUUGGGGAUGCCUAGGGGCACGAUGAUUCCAUCUGUUGACACAGCUGCCCCCAUUUUAAG